Messenger RNA from Helicoverpa zea (corn earworm), 743 nucleotides. RefSeq lists its product as uncharacterized. NCBI's taxonomy places the organism in Eukaryota, Metazoa, Arthropoda, Insecta, Lepidoptera, Noctuidae. Bases 40 to 720 code for a protein of 226 amino acids. The transcript has 5 exons. The record is from RefSeq and is a predicted model, not a curated record.
AACAAGAUAUUUGAAGUAUUUUAACCAGAAUCAAUAAUAAUGUCGUGGUCGGCGAUAUCACUUUGUUCCUAUAGCAUAAGUCAUAGUGACGAUUUUGAUUCUUGGUCUAGUGAUAAAACAAGUAAUCCUAGAUCGGUAGAGCAGUUCAGUAGCUUCGGGGACAGUGCUUGUGGAGAGCCACUGCUGGCUCAGCACAUCCAACUGGACUUUACCCCUGACGAUGAAGUAGACAACGUAAUCGUGGAGCAGAAGAUCUCAGAUUUUUGGAAAUUUAUCUCAGAAAAUCCUUAUAUUAAGAAUUUGAAAGUCAAACCGGAGAAGAUCUCAUAUUCAAGGUCGUCCACAACCGUGGAAGCUGAAGAGGACCCGCGAGAGUCAGUAUGUAAUAGAUACGACGAAAAUGUGCUAGAUACGGAUAAAAGUGCUCUUUCCAAUCUCGAAAUGAUUGACAAAAAAGGGAUCAUAUCUCGCACGAUUGCAACUAAAAUGAAGCAUUCUUUUUGCUCUUUCGGCUCAAGAGAGUACAAGGAAAAUGAACCUCAUGCUCAAAAUAAUGGAACAAGAAGAAAAAGUCGAACAGGACAGAAGUCACUGUCAGAAGUGCAGUUACUAUGCAAUACUUUAACAGAAUGGGACGCUAAACAUCCUAAGUCGAUGGAGCCGCCAGGUCAGCCCCCUUUGCUGCACCACUGCGUGAUACAACCCCAAGUCUUCCCAUAACUUUCUUAAGUUACACAGUUUAA